AUGGGCGGCUUUUUUGGAGAGGCAAAGAAGGUGAUGAACGCCCUGAAUACUCUACAACAGAUCCAUCCCUUUGUUAGUGUGGCUAUAAUCGCUUUCAAGGCUGUCGUGGAUUUUGAAAUAAGACGAAGAGAGAACGAUUGUACAGUUUGUUUGACGCUUGCAAAGGCAUUUGAUACGAUGAAUAUGCUUCUUCAACUUAACGACACUAGAGACCCUGACAUUGUAGGACCUCGCGGCACUAUUCGGGGCCGACUGGAUGGUGUCUUGGAUAAGAUCAAGACAAAUGUCGAGAAUUGCGGAAAUGCCAUCGACAAAUACUACAAGUCGAAAUUCAUCGUGAAAUUCUUUAGAUCAUCCCAUUGGGCAAGUACGUUCCUCACGAUUAGCGGGAACUUUUCCCGGUGUAUGCAGGAACUUCGGGACGCCUUAACCAUCAGGACGGCGUUGGGAGUCGACACUGCGAUCAAAAAACUGGAAGAACUCACCCAGAUGCUAAGUGAACGCGAAGCGAAGAUCACGAAAGGAGAGAAAUUUCGCAGUAGAAUGGACCAAUACUUUGAAAGUGAACGCGAAAAGAGAUUUGCGAGCAAGCUGACUAAAGGAGUGCGCAAUUCGUGA
This is a messenger RNA of Suillus discolor, 618 nucleotides long. RefSeq lists its product as uncharacterized. The record is from RefSeq and is a predicted model, not a curated record. The transcript is spliced from 4 exons. Bases 1 to 618 code for a protein of 205 amino acids. NCBI's taxonomy places the organism in Eukaryota, Fungi, Basidiomycota, Agaricomycetes, Boletales, Suillaceae.